UUUUAUCCGAACAAAAACGUUAAGAAAAAUAAAAUAAAAAAAAACUGAAUAGAGAGUGAAAAAUAAAAAAAUGGCGCUGAUGAUACGUCGAUCUCGGCUUCUGUUCUUGUUAUUCUUUAUGUUCCUCUUCGCAUCUCGCGAGGCCAAAACCCUAGACCCCUACAAGGUUCUUGGAGUUGAUAAAAAUGCCAGUCAGCGGGAAAUUCAAAAGGCUUUUCACAGGUUAUCUCUUAAAUAUCAUCCUGAUAAAAACAAAAAUAAGGGUGCUAAUGAGAAGUUUGCUGAGAUAAACAAUGCUUAUGAAAUUCUAUCAGAUGAAGAGAAGAAGAAGAACUAUGAUCUCUAUGGUGACGAGAAGGGAAAUCCAGGAUUUGGUGGAGGGAAUUUCGGGAACAGUGGAGGCAAUUUUGGGAAUGGUGAGGGUUACACCUACUUCACCUCUGGUGGCCCUGGUGGUGGUGGUUCCUUUACCUCUGGUCCUGGUGGGUGGAAGACAAUGGGUGGCCAGGGAAAUACAAAAUCAUUUUCAUUCUCCUUCGGUGGAAAUGAUGGUGGUAGUGGGAGUCCAUUUGGUUUUGACUUUGGUGAUAUGUUCAACUUAUUUGGUGGUGGCAUGAAAGGUGGGAAUCAACAAGGUGGUUUCAGUGGCGGGAAUAAUUUUGGUGGUUUCACUGAUUCAGGCGGCACAAAAUCUGGGUUUGCUUCUUCUGGGGUUGUAAAAGAUAUUAACUCACAGUUCUUCGAUAAACACAUAAAAGAUAAAGGAUUGACGUGGCUUUUAUUGUUCUAUACACCUUCUGCAAGGGGAUAUCAUGUUCUUGAAUCUAUAGUCGAGGAUGUUGCCAACUCUUUACAGGGAGCAGUGAAGGCGGGUAAAAUAAAUUGUGUGACCGAAAAGACUCUUUGUAAAGAUAUUGGCGUAUCACCUUCAAAAUCAGCUAAUUUGUUUAUUUAUUCAUUUAAAAGUGGUGAAAGAGGGACGUUGGUGGAGUACACUGGUGAGUCUGAUGCCAGGACACUGAAGUUUUUUGUUCAGGAACAUCUACCAAGAUUUUCAAAGCGAGUGGAUCUACGUCAGUUCGAUUUUUCUUCAAGUACCAAAGAGAACCUCCCACAAGUGCUACUUCUCUCAACAAAAAAGGAUACCCCAGUAAUGUGGCGUGCACUCAGUGGCUUGUAUCACAAGCGAUUUGCUUUCUACGAUGCAGAGGUUCAUCAUGAUACUUCACAUCCCAUGUUGAAGAGGUUAGGGGUGAAAGCAUUUCCUGCCUUGGUUGGUAGGCUGGUAAACGGCGAAGAGCAUGUUUUGAAAGAAGGGAUUUCAGUAAAAGAUUUAAAAUCUGGCAUUAGCGAGUUAAGAACCUUACUCGAAGAUUUUGAAAAGAAGAAUAAGAUGGCUUCCAGUCGAGCAAAGAAGGCAUCUAAAGAGGACUCUCAGGGGAAUUCUGUUUCUUAUCUCACUGCUUCGAAUAUGGAUAAUGUAUGCGGAGAUAGAACUGCUGUGUGCAUCAUAGGCAUCUUCAGGUCAUCUAAAGUGAAGGAGAAGUUAGAAGCCACUUUAUCUGAGAUCUCUCAGAAGUCAUUAGUGAGGCGACAUAAUCUGGGCGAUGGUUCAAGAGAUUCCAUCUCUUACUGUUUGUUGGAUGCAACCAAACAUUCGUCUUUCCUAUAUUCGUUCGAUAAGUCUGGAUACAAGUAUUUGGACAAGCUUUUGGUGGCUUACAAGCCAAAGAAAAGGAAAUUUGCAGUUUAUACUGGUGAGGUAACAAUGGAGGAAGUGGAGAAGUUUGUGAGCUCGGUUCUUAGUGGGGAUGUUCGUUUUUCAAAUGUUCUGCAAAAACCAGUGCUCAGAUGAGCACUUGAGAGAGAUUAUAGUAUACAAAUAUCCGGAAAAGAGAAUUUUUUUUGUCAUUUUCUGUAUAUAAGAGUGCUUUUAAACCAAUGAAAAUUUGUAUGUAUAUCUGUGUGUACAAAUAUGUAGCUUACUUAACAGAGGAAUGAUAGGUGUUGACAAUUUAUCAGAGGCUGCUACCUACGCUGGUGAUUGUUUAAGGUGUGGUUACCUUGGAUCAGACAUUUGAAGAAUAAAACAAAUUGAGUGGAAAUAGAGUAAAUGAGAAUUAUUAUUGGUCGAUAA
Molecule: messenger RNA, 2137 nt
Organism: Asparagus officinalis (garden asparagus)
Lineage: Eukaryota; Viridiplantae; Streptophyta; Magnoliopsida; Asparagales; Asparagaceae
Product: dnaJ protein ERDJ3A
Exons: 7
Coding region: 71-1855 (594 amino acids)
Source: RefSeq, a predicted model, not a curated record